GCUCGAGCCGCCCAGAUGCGAACCCCGCGGUGGGGCGUUUAGGACUGGCCUCUCCUGCUCCGCUUCCCGCUCCGACUCCUUCUCGGCUCCCGCAGCCUCGCGCCGCACGCAAUCACCGGGUCCCCCCCAGAGCCCCGGCUGGCUGAGCAGCGGACCCCUGCAGUGGGCAUCAUGCCGCUGACGCGCCCCACAGUCUUGGCCGCCACGCUGACGGCUCUGGCGCUGCUCGGAGUGGCGCCCGCGGCGCGGGCGAGUGCGGCCUUGGUGGGCUCGGGCCCAGUGGUGCGCUGCGAGCCUUGCGACGCGCGCGCACUGGCCCAGUGCGCGCCCCCGCCUGCGGCGCCUGAGUGCGCCGAGCUGGUGCGUGAGCCGGGCUGCGGCUGCUGCCUGACCUGCGCGCUGCUCGAGGGCGAACCCUGCGGCGUCUACACUGAGCGCUGCGGGUCCGGCCUCCGCUGCCAUCCGCAGCCCGGCGAGCUGCGCCCGCUUCAUGCGCUGCUGGACGGCCGCGGAGUCUGCACCAACGUUAGCGCCGCAGGCCGCCUGAGUGACUACCUGCUACCCGCCCCAGGAAACAGCAGUGAGUCGGAGGAAGACUACAGCGCCGGAGCCGCUGGGAGCCCGGCGCUCCCCGGCACACACCGGGUCCCCGACUCCAAGCUCCACCCAGGCCACACCAAGAUGGACGCAAUCAAGAAAGGGCACGCCAAGGACAGCCAGCGCUACAAGGUCACCUACGAGGCCCAGAGCACGGACACCCAGAACUUCUCCUCCGAGCGGGAGAUGGAGCACGGGCCCUGCCGCCGGGAGAUGGAGGACACGUUGAGCCACCUGAAGUUCCUGAACACACUGAGUCCCAGGGGCGCACACAUUCCCAACUGCGACAGGAGGGGUUUCUACAAGAAGAAGCAGUGCCGCCCCUCCAAAGGCAGGAAGCGCGGCUUCUGCUGGUGCGUGGACAAGUACGGGCAGCCCCUCCCGGGCUACAGUGCGAAGGGCAAAGGGGACGUGCAGUGUGACGGCGCGGAGAGCAAGUGAUGUGGCCACCUGGUGUGGAGCUCCAGUGCGCCCUUUUUGCACAAAAGACACAGUCAGCAGCUGGCCACAGCCUUGAUUUAUGUUUCUUUUUGUGGUGAAUCAAAGUUUUUGUUUUUUAAUCCAAGUUUAGAGAGAGAUGCCUGACAUGCCUGGGGCUCUACAUGGUGACCUUGCGUGGCUCCCCAUUCUGCUUUACUGCAGCAGCCAAUGAAACUGUGUGGUUUUUCUUAUUGCUUCUCCAAACCUGCUUAUACACGUGUGUGCAGCGCAGCCAGGCGGCGCACCGUCUGGACCCCACGCGGGCUGCCGUGGCAGACCCUCACCUCGAACCUUGUCCCUGCUGCCAUGGCAGGGCACGCUGCGGCCCUCUGGGACAGCAGCCCUGCACUCCGUGUCCGCACACCGGGACGUGCCCGCUGCGAGCAAAGCCCGGCGUCCCUCCUGUUCCCAGGUGGCCUGUCCUGCUUGGGAAAGAGUGGGGACAAUGAGGCCAAGUCUUUUGCAUUGUUUAAAAAUGACCAAGGAAGUUCUCGUGCAGAGGUGGGCACGUCAGGCAGACCCCUGAGGACUCGGCCUUGGCUGGAGGCCCCUCAGGGCAGGGGAUGGCUGGGGGGGCGGGGCGGCAAGCACCACCCCUUCAUUUUCAGAGGGACCCACUAGUAGCACCAUGCUUGAGAUGACAACAGAAAAUGGUGUUUUCUCACUCAAAAAGUCAAGACCAAGGUUAUUUUUUAGGAUAAGCUCAUCAAAGUCAAAGGAGGUUUGUGUUCACCCCUCCCAUCUGCCCCCCACCUCCCGCUCCAUGUAACUGGUAGUGAUUGUGUCUUGCCAGAGACGAAGGGGGGCACAGAGUCGCCCCCAUUUCCCUUCUGGUUUGCUGAGAAGCUCCUUCAUGAACUGUCACCGGUGUGGGUUUCAUAGCCCCAAUACAACAGGACCCGAAUGUGCCACAAGGGAAUCUCAGAUGAGAGCCAGCCACAGCCCAGGAAGCUCUAAGCGGCAGCUGCCCUGGGCGGGAGGGGGGGGGGAGGUGUGCACAGCCCCCUCAUCUGGACGGAGGGGUCUCCAGACAUUCUGCCCACCUAUUAGCUUUUCUUUAUUUUUUUUAAAUCCUUUUCAAAAAAAGUAUUUUUGAAAAAUUUGUGUCACCAUGUAUUUAUAAUUGCUCAAUAAAAUUUUUACCAUGAAGAA
Artibeus jamaicensis (Jamaican fruit-eating bat) is the source of this 2229-nucleotide messenger RNA. RefSeq names its product insulin like growth factor binding protein 3 (gene IGFBP3). Gene Ontology annotation, molecular function: fibronectin binding; insulin-like growth factor II binding; insulin-like growth factor I binding. Gene Ontology annotation, biological process: regulation of insulin-like growth factor receptor signaling pathway. The transcript has 5 exons. NCBI's taxonomy places the organism in Eukaryota, Metazoa, Chordata, Mammalia, Chiroptera, Phyllostomidae. Bases 172 to 1038 code for a protein of 288 amino acids. The record is from RefSeq and is a predicted model, not a curated record. Gene Ontology annotation, cellular component: extracellular region.